AUGGGCGAGCGGCUUUGCGUGCGCUUGCACCUUGCACCGCACCGCCGGCAGUGGACCGAAGCGCUGAAUGAGCAGCUCGUCUCCAUUCCAGUGCUGGACACGGUGGACGCCGUCCCGUGGCCAGGCAUGCGCUCGGCCAUCCAGUGGCUCGAAGGCAACUUCUCUGAGGUGUUGCUGCCGGCCUUCAAAGAAGCCCGCGCUCACAGGCGCUUCACUGAGCACGGCGAAGGUCUACAUCUGACUGGGAUGUGGGAAACCGCGCAUAUCUCCCACCAGAAGUGCCAGGCGCAGCUCUAUCCCAGCUUCUGCAAGCUACUGCAGGCCAUCCGGAAGGCCUUACCUGUGCGGCGCGGGAUCACGCAGGCGCGCUUCGCGAGGAUGCAUCCCGGCACGCGGGUGGCCGAGCACACGGCCAGCACCAACCAGCGCAUCAAGAUCCACUGUGGGGUGGAGAACCCCAGCAACGUCACCAUGUUUAUUGCAGAUUCCAGCAUCACCUGGCGAGAGGGGAAGUGCUACUAUGUCGAUGACAGUUACGCGCACCACAUCCUGUCCGGGCCAAAGGACUUGCCCAGGACCAUCCUCGAGUUGAAGGUCGUUCACCCCGACCUUGCGUGGGCGGACUUCCUGGACGAGGAGACCGGGGAGCUGAUCCAGAACCCCUUCCGACGGCGAGCGCGCGCGGAACUCUGA
Messenger RNA from Symbiodinium natans, 693 nucleotides. NCBI's taxonomy places the organism in Eukaryota, Dinophyceae, Suessiales, Symbiodiniaceae. The record is from the annotation of a GenBank genome assembly.